Molecule: messenger RNA, 2478 nt
Organism: Plasmodium coatneyi
Lineage: Eukaryota; Apicomplexa; Aconoidasida; Haemosporida; Plasmodiidae
Exons: 1
Coding region: 1-2478 (825 amino acids)
Source: RefSeq, a predicted model, not a curated record
AUGGAAGUACCACGUUACAGCGAGCACAACUACAUAGGAAAUCUCCCAACGGAUGGGGGCACCUAUAUUAAUUCAUCACAUAGGGAAAGUGCCAAAUGUGAUCCGGCAUGUGAGAGCGCGAUGGGGGAAGUUGCCUGGGGAGGUGCUUUCAAAAAGAUGAAGCUGGUUGGAAGCCCAAUCAAAAGGGAACAUCCAGAAAUAGCGCACAAUUCGGCUCUUCAAAUGGAGAAGAGGCAGAACGAACGUUUAAACGAGGCAAAUAAUGAGAUGAUAAGAGACCUAUCCUAUAAUAGAACUGAUCUUUUGCCCAACACUCCUCAGUACUACCACUACAGUAGAGGCUUAGAGACAACUCAUGAAAAAGACGCAACACAAACUGUUAAAGACCUGCAUCAAUCGUUUGUGUUCUCGAAUCAAGGCACUUACUCAGGCAAGUUACCCCAAACAGGUCAAUCAGGAGGGAGCCCCAAUGGUGCAACCAGCACAAAGAACAAAUAUGAAGCAAUGUCACAAAUGAAUCCAAUGCAAAAAAUGAGCAAAAAGUGUUUAACGGAUAACUGUCCAAAGGAUGAACCUUCCGAUUGUGAAAGAAGUACAGAAUACAAUUCGGCACAAAAUAUUUUAAGCGCAUUUGAAAAUGGGGUAUAUGUCGAUUCGGAGCAGACCUUGCCACUGGAGGGUACUAAUAGCGACGCGUACUUCACCAAAGAAGCGUUAAAUAGUAUGAGCACUAUAAGCUAUAAUCACUACGAUUAUCCUCCAAAGGGGGGGGACCCUGGAUUAGUAAAUAGUGGUACGCAUAUUUUUUACGACAAAAGGGAUCCGUCCACCUAUGAUAAGGAAAAACUGCUAAUGUUCCAACAGAGGGGGAAUAAUACACACCUUUCGAAUGAGUCGAGCAUUCCCUACAUAAGCAGACAGAACGCUGCAAGCAUAGGGGGUCACACAAUUUGGAAAGAGAAGCCACAAGAUGAGAAGACUGCUUAUUACAAUUACGAACUGAGGGGGGAGGAUGAAACGUGUGAUGCUUUGAAGGGAUAUCAAAAUAACGGGCCCAAUAUGACAAGCGUAAAUAUAAAAACGGAUUUGAAGAAGCACCAUCCUCUUAAUAGCAGCUUAGUAGAUUUUCCAAGCGAUGACUUACUAUACGUGAAUAAGGCAACAAUGGGAAGCGAAAAUAUUAACAAGCAUUUUCAUCAUCCUUUGAACGACUCUGUUUUUUCAUAUGGACAUGUGGUCCAUGAUGAGAAUUCCCCCAAAUUGGCCUCCACCUCGAACAAAAUUAUAACGAGCAAUUCAGCAGGGAAGGAAGAAGAAGCUAAGAACGGUGCUUUUAUGACACUCGGAGCGUAUACCCCGAUGGGCCAUAUUAAAAUGGAAAAGGAAGUACAACCAAACGUUUUCAUCGGUGCAAAUUACAACACGUGUGACCAUCCUGCUGAUCCGAUUUCUGACAAGACAUAUUACUAUAACAAGCAUGUAAGUGGCACCUUCUUUACUGAUCGACCAAAUGCAUAUGGACUGAGACAAAGUAAAGGCUGCGUUCUUCAUGCUGACAGUUCGGGAAAGGCCGGCACGCCCUCCUGGAAGAAUGGUUCAUCACACGAGAUGGGAUCUCCCAGUGUAGCAACUCUGCUAGACCAACACGCUACCCCCAAGAUAGCCCUCUUUAAUGGAGAUAAUGAACAGAAUAUGAGCCCAACUAGGUCUACUCAAAAAAUGAACCAAUCACGUGAAGUUUUCGGAGGCAACCACCAACACAGGAGCGGGAAGAACUACCUUAGCACAUUUGUACAAAACGAUUACCAACUGGACGAAAUAAAAAGCUGCAUUCCAGAACGGCAAUUAUAUGACAACCAGAAUUAUGAUGUGCCCCAAAUUAUUCAAGGAAUAACGACAAAACAGAAUAACGGAAUUGUAUCCGAGUGUAAUCAGGACACCAUCAUAGAAUAUAAUGAUAAGUGGCGAUUAGUGAAGGGAAAGCAAUUCGCCAUAAACCAAGGGGAUAAUUUUAAAUCAGUGGAAGAUUCGGCAACGUAUUUUCAAAACUAUUUAACUGAACAGAACGAAAAUACAAAAAGGAUGCUUAGGAAAAUUAAUUUUAAUUCCUUGACUGGAAAAUUUAGCAUAAAUUCUUUACCUGAUGAUGAUGGUGAUAAUUUAAGGCAGCUGAGCAAAGUGUAUGAUUAUAAAGAUACGCUGCGUUCCUAUCCCGCCUACUAUGGCAUAUCCCAACAUAUGCACACUGGUACAGAGGAAGCUUUAAAAUGUGGUGUGGAGGAAAAAGGAAGGGGAAUUUUCCAAAAUGAUCAUCCUAGUGAUUGUAAAAAUGGGCAUGAACAAAUGCGGAAGAAAAAAUCCGUUGGGAAAAAACCAAACAUGGCCUUAUGUGGUGUUGGUGAUUAUCAGAUAAAGAAACAAAUUCAAGAUUUUGUAUCCCAAAAAAUGAGCGAUUACUUUAACGUAAAUUUUGUGUAA